AUGACGGCACGUCAGGAUACGGAUGUCCUUUCCCUCAGAGUUAUGCGGCUCAAUCGCCCACAGUUUGUGAGGCAACAGUGUGAACCAGCUGAACUCUAUAUAGACGAUAUCGCAAGUGCAUUAACCACCGCUGAUGCUGGGGUUCGUGCAGACCUAGAUGGUGUGGCGUUGCAUCGUUUAUCAAUAAGUGAUUGCGCUCAAAACGAUGGAACGGAGGGGUUCACCAUGGGAGAUCAAGGCGACCAGGAGAAGACUGAAGCAGAUCACACUGAAGAAGCACAGAACCACCUUGUCCGGGUUAAAAUCGGAGGCCCAGGAGAGCUACUUGGUUUGCCACAAUCGUUUGGAUCUACCUAUCUGGGUGAAACUUUCUCUGCACAUGUGAACUUGCACAAUGAAAGCAACCAAAUAUGCUACAAUGUGGAGCUUAAAGUUUCAUUACACAACCGCAUUGAAUGGGUCACUUUGUCCACAACUGGGACACUUACAGGAGCAUCCCUUCCUGCGCAGUCACCGUCCAGCCCUGAAAUGAGUAGCCAGCGCAGUUGUUCCGGUGGUGUGGACCUCCAUCCCGGUCAAUCCCUCAACGCCAUAAUUCAUCAUGAGUUGAAGGAGUUGGGAAUUCACACAUUACGCUGCGUUGCUUCCUACUGUUUGUCCUCCACAGCCUCGACCGGAAGCCAAAGUGUAGUAAGCCCACUCACACCAAAGUCUCCGAACCAAUGGACCGGUGAUCCAUCGGCUUUAGAAUCAUUCACAUUCCAACGACUUUACAAAUUCCCCGUUAGCAAACCUCUGGAUGUGAAAAAGAAGUUCUCAGCGGUCGACUCGAAUGGAUGCGUGUUCAUGGAGGCCGAAGUACAAAAUCUCACAUCUGUUCCAAUUUACCUUGAGAGGGUCGUUUUCGAGCCCAGCCCGAAUAUGCGCGUCGUGGACCUAAACACUAUCGAUGAUGGAAAAUCCAGUGUACCGACUUGCGGUGAUCUACGAUGCCUUCGCGCGCAUGACAUUCAGCAGUUUUUGUACAAACUGAUUCCCGACUCAAGCCUGUUGGCCAAAUCACCUGGUCAAAAGAUGUCAGUCCGGAGUACACAGGGUCAAGUUCGACAACCAGUUCCUUCCGGGUCCGUCACAGCCUCACAGCUACAACAACAACAGCCACUUUCGGCCGGUCGACUGGAUAUCACCUGGCGUUCGACUAUGGGUGAGCGUGGUCGUCUGCAAACAAGUUCACUGAAAUACGAGCUUCCACAUCUGGGAGACUUACAACUAAAAGCGUUGAGCCUUCCUGCCACGGUUCAGAUGGAACAGCCGUUCCAAAUCACGUUGGAGCUAACAAACCGAAGCACACAACAUAUGGAUUUGAUGUUGGAUCUUCGAAGCAAACCUGAAACCGAUAACUCAAACGAAUGUUCUUUCCGUUCCUUACCUCCGCUGGCGUGGGUUGGAUUAACCACUUGUCGUCUGGGCAUGUUGCCCCCAGGUCGUUCAAUGCCCCUGUCGUUGAGUCUGAUGGCGACUGUCCCUGGUCUUCAACAUGUCUCCGGCGUCCUCAUUCAUGAAAAUACGACGGAACGGGACUAUGAGUUCGGCGACUUGGGCCAAGUACUCGUUUGCUCCUGAUGCACCGCUCAGAGCUUCCAGUUAACCAUCCUGGUCAUUACAGCUGAGAUGUGACUCCACUGGUGAUCUACCCCCCUGAAACUACUUGGUCUUGUUCACCCAAUGCUCUCUUCUUGCACUUCAUAUAAGUUGUUCACGUGAAA
Molecule: messenger RNA, 1766 nt
Organism: Opisthorchis viverrini
Lineage: Eukaryota; Metazoa; Platyhelminthes; Trematoda; Opisthorchiida; Opisthorchiidae
Exons: 11
Coding region: 1-1623 (540 amino acids)
Cellular component (GO): TRAPPIII protein complex
Source: RefSeq, a predicted model, not a curated record